Molecule: messenger RNA, 1630 nt
Organism: Lotus japonicus
Lineage: Eukaryota; Viridiplantae; Streptophyta; Magnoliopsida; Fabales; Fabaceae
Product: phospholipase A1-IIdelta
Exons: 2
Coding region: 185-1453 (422 amino acids)
Biological process (GO): lipid metabolic process
Molecular function (GO): glycerophospholipid phospholipase A1 activity
Source: RefSeq, a predicted model, not a curated record
AAUUGGAAAUAAUUAGCUUGUUGUGGCAACAUUAUCAACGGUGGGUCAACCAUCCCACUAACCUCACAAAAGGAGCCAUAUCCAAAUGAUAUCUCAUAAUAUCUCUCUCUCUUUCCUUCUAAAUCUCCCACUCCCCACCACCACACACUUUCCCUUCCAAAACAGUUAAACAACAACCCUUCAUAUGGCCGCGGCCGCCGCCACCACCACCGCCACAGCCGCAACUGAACCAACAUGGCCAGAACUGCUAGGCAGCAACAACUGGGAAACCCUCCUAGACCCACUAAACCUCCACCUCCGCAACCUCAUCCUCCGGUGCGGCGACCUCAUCCAAGCCACCUACGACGCCUUCAACAACGACCAAAACUCCCUCUACUGCGGCUACAGCCGCUAUGGCAAAUCCUCAUUCUUCAACAAGGUCAUGUUCUACCCCAACCCUGAACACUUCACUGUCCCUUCCUUCCUCUACGCCACCGCACGUGUCAGCGUCCCUGAAGGUUUCAUCCUCCACUCCUUGUCACGUGAGAAGCGGGACCGCGAGUCCAACUGGAUCGGCUACAUCGCCGUCACCUCCGAUGGCCGCGCUAAGGAGCUGGGCCGCCGUGAGAUCUACGUUGUGUGGCGCGGCACCACCAGGGACUUGGAGUGGAUCAACGUGCUUGGGGCUGCUCCUCAGUCUGCUACCGGCUUGUUGAGUGCUGAAAGUCUCGGCCAGUUGAAAAACGACGGUAGCAGCAGUAGCAGUGACGAAGAUGACGAACAUACACCGAAAGUGAUGAGGGGUUGGCUCACAAUCUACACCUCAGAUGACCCAGACUCUCCUUUCACAAAAAACAGUGCUAGAACGCAGGUUUUGACCAAGGUCAAAGAGUUAUUACACCUUUACAAGGAUGAAAACCCGAGCGUAGUGUUGGUGGGACACAGCCUCGGUGCAAGCUUAUCGAUUGUAAGCGCUUUCGAUUUGGUGGAGAACGGAGUCACAAACGUGCCAGUUGCCGCUUUCGUGUUCGGGUCCCCCCAAGUAGGAAACAAGGCCUUUAACGAGAGGUUCAAAAAGUUUCCUAACCUAAAGGUUUUGCACGUGAGGAAUGUGAUUGAUCUCAUAACUCGUUAUCCGGGGAGAUUGUUGGGAUAUGAGAACACGGGCGUGGAGUUAGUGAUUGAUACGCGAAAGUCACCGAGCUUGAAGGACUCAAAGACCCCGGGUGAUUGGCAUAACUUGCAGGCCAUGUUGCAUGUGGUGGCAGGGUGGAACGGGAAGAAAGGGGGGUUUGAGAUGAAGGUGAAGAGGAGCUUGGCGUUGGUGAACAAGUCGUGUGAAUUCUUAAAGGAUGAGUAUCAUGUGCCCGGGUCGUGGUGGGUGGAGAAGAACAAAAGUAUGGUGCGUAAGGAAGAUGGAGAGUGGGUUAUGGGUGCAGCUGAUGAGGAGGAUAUUCCAGUGCCUGAAGAUUGAGUGCAUGUUUGAAAAUUCUGUAAAUUCACUUGUUGGGGAGAAGUGAUUUCAAAGAAACUAGCUUUUGUAAAGGAUGAAGUUAUUAUGAUAGAAUUGUAAGUGGAUUUCGAAUAUAAUGUGAUUGCCUAAGGAAACCAUCAAUGGCUACCAUUCUAUAUAAUAGUCCUCUUUUGUGGA